GGGCACAGCGACUCCGCCUCCACUCGCUUACUUUCCAGCCCCCUCCCCGGAGCCGGGAGUCCGUCUGUCAGGGACACCCCUUCACCCCGCCUGGAGGGACUUCCCGGUAGGCUCAGGAACCCCCUCCCUGCUCUCCCUUCCCCCAUCUUCACCACUGCUCUCCCGGAGGUCCAGGUCCGCGAGAUGACAGUGGCUCCCAGGAAGCCCAGGAUUCCAUCGCUGAGAGAGUGCUUAGGCCCCAAGGCCUGCCCAAACCGUUCUACUCACCGUGUCGGAGGCCCAGGCCGAGAGCGAUGAGAGUGCAGGGAAGUGGGGAAGAGGGGGUGGCCGCCAGGCUCCUGGGUCCACGGCGGAUUCCUCCCGCUUGUCAGGAGGCGGCCGGCGGGUGAGCGGACUGGCGGAAAUGCGAGAGAGGAGAAGGGAAAGGUGGAGGGCUAAAGGGGGCAAACUGAGGGGAGGCGGGUCCCGCAACCGAGACUGGGAUCGUCUCCCCCUCCGCAAAGCGAACCCAAAAUGGCGGCGGGAGCGGCGGCGGCGGCGGCAGCAGAGCGGCGGCAGCGGCGGCGGCAGCUCCUCCGGAGGGAGGGAGCGAAGGGCGCCUCGCGCCCCCCCACCUCCCACUCCUCCCUCCUCGCGUUCUUCCCCACCGUCCCCCACUCCGCCCGACUCUGGCCGCGUAGCGCGCACGCCUGCCCGCACGCGUACGGGUGUCUCCCGGCUCGUCGCUGGCUGCUCCCACCAACCACCACCUUCGGCCGCCCCGCGCGCCAGCCAGCCCGUACGCGCCCACCCAGGGACACCUCCUUGCUCGGCCCCCCACUCCCUCUCAGGCCCUGUCAAGCCGGCUCCGGCGCAGGCCCUCACGCGUACCUUCAAGCGGCGCGAGCCCAAGCCUCCUCCUCCUCCUCCUCCACCUCCUCUUCUGUCCUCCCCCCCUUCCCCGCCCCCACGGCCACCAACCGCCGCCACUGCUGCCGCCGCCGCCGCCGCCGCCGCCAGGCCCCCCCACCGUCCGCCCCUCGCGCGUGCGCCUCCCACAAUCCCCCCUGCGAGACUGUUCCAUUCCUGUCAGCUGCAGGGGCAGGAGAGGGAGGGACAGGAAAAGCGGCUCGGGCUUGACGUUUGACUGGAAUUGCCAGGGUGGCGGGCCGAGCCCCAACACAACCUACCUCCCUUGACUCGUCGCCGCGGCGUACGGGUCGCCUCCCGCUCCUCCUCUCGGGACCGCAGCUAGCCGGUCAAGGGCUGCCUAGCGCCCCUCUGCCGGGCGGCGGUUGGAGGCCGCGGCGGCUGCGCGUUAAGUCGUUUCCUGCCGGACGACUGGAGCCUUCUUCGCAGUCGCAGGACUGGCUCCUCGGAGCCGCCCUCGGGCGGCGUGUGCCGGUCGCCUUGUGAGAAGAACUAGUCUUCGACUCACGGUGAGGGAAUGGACCGACGCGGGGUUGUACCGCUGAGAGAAAGGAGCGGGACUCCGAACUUCCUGGAGGUAGGGAGUGAGGUCAGUAGGACCGGGGCGCCUCCCGGGGGGAUUCCUCCCGGGCGCUGAGUUGCCAGCCUGCUACCCCAGGAAGAUCGGCGUGGUGGUCCGCUUUUUGUUGUUGUUAACUCGGCUCGGAUUGCUCGAUUUUCACACCACUGCCCAUAUGCGAUGAUGUUUGCCUUUGACGCUCCCCAUGGAUGGUACUUCUUCAGCCUCGUUAGACAGCCUGAUGAUGAUAGACGAUGAAGAAACCAUGUGCUGCUUAUUCAGUUCUGGACUCAGUUUCCCUUGUCUUCCUCUACCAAGUUAUUUUUCUUAAUUCCUUAUCAAAAAGUGUACAUAAAAAUUAGGCAACUCCAAAGACGCCUCCAGGGUUGGUGCGUGAAAUAAUAAGAUAAUAUAUGUAAAGUGGAAUUAGCUCCUAGGCAUAGAGAAAGUGCAGAGAAUUGCGAUGUUGUCAUUUACAGUUCUGUGGAUGUCGAUAAGGCUUGUGGUUGUAAUUGGUAGUUUGUGUUCUGUUCCUCCAAGUCGUUAAUAAAACAAAGCAAAAACAGGCCUG
This is a messenger RNA of Cebus imitator (Panamanian white-faced capuchin), 2039 nucleotides long. Its product is annotated as basic proline-rich protein-like. The record is from RefSeq and is a predicted model, not a curated record. NCBI's taxonomy places the organism in Eukaryota, Metazoa, Chordata, Mammalia, Primates, Cebidae. The transcript has a single exon. The coding region runs from base 404 to 1126 and encodes 240 amino acids.